UUUUUUUUAUAUAUAAAAAAAAAGGAUGUCUCAUAGGAAAUAUGAAGCGCCUCGUCAUGGAUCUUUAGGUUUUCUUCCUCGCAAACGAGCAUCUCGGCAUCGAGGAAAGGUCAAGGCAUUUCCGAAAGAUGAUCCUAAAAAGCCUAUUCAUUUGACAGCGUUUAUGGGUUAUAAAGCAGGAAUGACACAUGUUGUUCGUGAUUUAGAUCGUCCAGGAACUAUUUUACAUAAAAAAGAAAUUGUUGAGGCGGUUACGAUUAUUGAGACGCCUCCUCUUGUAGUUGUUGGGGUUGUUGGAUAUGUUGAGACUCCUCGUGGUCUUCGAUCUUUAACAACAGUAUGGGCAGAACAUUUGAGUGAUGAAGUGAAACGUCGAUUUUACAAGAAUUGGUAUAAAUCUAAGAAAAAGGCAUUUACAAGAUAUGCCAAAAAAUAUUCGGAAAUGAAUCGACCUAUUGCUCGUGAACUUGAACGUAUUAAGAAAUAUUGUACGGUGGUUCGUAUACUUGCACAUACUCAGAUUCGAAAAACUCCUCUUAGUCAGAAAAAGGCACAUCUUAUGGAAAUUCAGGUGAAUGGUGAAACAGUAGAUAAAAAAGUAGAAUGGGCUCGUGAACAUUUUGAAAAGACUGUUGAUGUUAAAUCGGUUUUUGAGCAGGAUGAAAUGAUUGAUGUAAUUGCUGUUACAAAAGGUAAAGGAUUUGAAGGGGUUACAACUCGUUGGGGAACAAGGAGACUUCCUCGUAAAACACAUCGUGGUCUUCGUAAAGUAGCUUGUAUUGGUGCAUGGCAUCCUUCGCAUGUUAUGUGGACAGUUGCUCGUGCCGGUCAAAAUGGUUAUCAUCAUCGUACAUCCAUUAAUCAUAAAAUUUAUCGUAUUGGAAGUGGAGAUGAUCCUAGGAAUGCAUCAACGGAUUUUGAUAUUACCGAGAAACGAGUUACUCCAAUGGGUGGUUUUGUUCGUUAUGGAGCUGUUGAAAAUGAUUUUAUUAUGUUAGCUGGAAGUACUCCAGGCCCUGUUAAACGCAUAUUGACACUUCGAAAGUCUCUUUUAACUCAUACUUCUCGAAAAGCGAUCGAAAAAGUUUCUCUUAAAUGGAUUGAUACAAGUAGUAAAUUCGGACAUGGACGAUUUCAAACCCCUGCAGAAAAGAAACAGUUCAUGGGAGUUACUAAAAAAGAUAUAAUGCAUGCUUCUAAAGGCUCCUGAUCAUGUUUAUUAUUUGUUUGUAUAGUCUUAUUGACAGAUUUUUGAAC
Molecule: messenger RNA, 1257 nt
Organism: Pneumocystis murina B123
Lineage: Eukaryota; Fungi; Ascomycota; Pneumocystomycetes; Pneumocystales; Pneumocystaceae
Product: 60S ribosomal protein L3-B
Exons: 7
Coding region: 26-1210 (394 amino acids)
Biological process (GO): ribosomal large subunit assembly; translation
Cellular component (GO): cytosolic large ribosomal subunit; ribosome
Molecular function (GO): RNA binding; structural constituent of ribosome
Source: RefSeq, a predicted model, not a curated record